Hyaloscypha bicolor E is the source of this 1518-nucleotide messenger RNA. RefSeq lists its product as uncharacterized. The transcript has 2 exons. The annotation marks the transcript as partial. The record is from RefSeq and is a predicted model, not a curated record. Lineage: Eukaryota; Fungi; Ascomycota; Leotiomycetes; Helotiales; Hyaloscyphaceae. Gene Ontology annotation, biological process: regulation of DNA-templated transcription. Gene Ontology annotation, molecular function: DNA-binding transcription factor activity, RNA polymerase II-specific; zinc ion binding.
AAAUGUGAUGAAGCCAAACCGAUUUGUGCAAGGUGUGAAAAGUUUGGAGUCGAUUGCGAUGGCUACGAAAGUAAAAUUGAACCACGUCGAUCCUUCAAGAAGAUAUCACAGGCAUCCCGUUCCACCACCGUUCCAAUUCUAGCACCACGGCUGCCAACGGUCCCAGGCCCAUUGGCCAAGUCGCCCUUCCAUGAUGAGCUUGAAUUUCAAUACUUCCAGCUCUUCCGCGAGAGGAUGAUCCCGCGUCUGAUCGGCUUCUUCGAAUCAGAUUUUUGGCAACGCCUCAUUUUCCAAGCUUCCGAGACAGACCCCUCGAUCCGACAUGCUAUCAUUGCGAUUGGGGGGUUGAAAGCCAUCACGGAUGUGCCCCCCGCCAAGGAUCAGCGAGGCCUUCAGGAUCACGUUGAAUUCGCUCUCAGCCAUUACGCCAAAGCAAUUCAAGCCAUGCGGAGGUGUUCUCUCAACGGAACGCAAGAUCUCAGGACGACUUUGAUCAAUUCGCUGCUUAUUAUGUCCUUCGAGAGCAUGAACGGAAACCACAAGGUUGCCAGCAAGCAGAUCUUGGUUGCACUAGAACUCCUUUCGGAGAAUUUCACCCGCGACAAAGCUACACCCUCCCCAAAACCAUACCUUGAGGACGAAUUGAUUAAUACUUUUGAACGUCUGGAUCUCUCCACCAUGGCAUUGACAGAUUAUCGAUCUCCCAAUAAGCAUCUUGCCCUGCAAUGGUUCGGACAGGAGAGGGUGGACCGCAUGCCGGAGUUCUUUUCUUCGAUGAAUGAAGCAAGAGGCUAUCUUGGUCUCGUGGCUGGUAGGCUAGGUCAUUGGGUUCACGCUGCAUUGCCUGACAAUCUUUCUCGUGGAGCUUUCAACAGCCACGUUUCCGACUGCAUCCCUGAUGAAUAUCUCCCUUCGCGACAAAAACACCUGGGCGAAUCUCAAAGAUGGCAUAAAGCAUUUCAACCUCUGCUUGAUCAGUCGAGGAUGUCAAAGACAGGAUGCAACCACCUUGCUGCUGCAGCUCUCGACCUUCUUUAUCUCACCUCCUACUUUGCAGCGGCAGUCAUUCGAGAUUCGAGCCAGCAAUAUCCGAACACGCGCGGCUUUAUGGACAUCUUCACUCAAAUGGUUUCGCACUGCGAGACCAUUCUCAAGGCAUCCAGUAUGCCGGGCGAAAAAGGUAUCUAUAUGGUGGAUAUGCAAGUCAUUUGCCCGCUGUACUUUGUUGCAUGGCGGUGUCCUCAACGAACACUCCGACGAAAGGCGAUCUCGCUUCUCUCGUCAUAUCCACGACGGGAGGCUUUUUGGGACUCGAUUUGUUCUGCCAAAUUAACGUCAUGGAUCAUGUCGCUCGAGGAAGAGAAUUGCGAUGAAGAGUAUAUACCGGAAGAAUUGAAGAUAAAUAUUGUGACUCUUCUUGAUGCCAACACCGUUUCCCGGGAAGGGCACUUCCGAUGUAUGGUGCCUCAAAAAGGGUCUGGGGAAUUGAUCCCAAGUGAAACGAUAAUCACCUGGUGA